AUGGCACGAAACUUGAAUUCAGGGGAUCUUCGGUACAGAUCAGGCCCAGUGACAAAUCUUCCCCCAGAUACAUCUGAGAAUGAGGAGGAGAUGUUCCGUUCCAUCGAGAGAGGCAUCAUCUGUGACAAGUACGAUAAGAUUCCAGUUGAGGUUACAGGAAAAGAGGCCAUAACACCAAUUUAAAGCUUCGAGGAGGCUAACCUAGGAAAAUCUUUGUCAGUAAAUGUCCAAAAAACAAAGUACACUAAGCCCACCUCUGCGCAGAAGUAUAUGAUACCCACAAUCCUUGCAGGAAGAGAUGUCAUGACUUGUUGUCAAACAGGAUUAGGAAAGACGGCUGCUUUUCUCCUACCUGCCAUGUCUGAGAUACUGAACAAUUCACUGACCAGCAGUGAGCUGUCAGACAUUCAAACUCCACAAGGUCUUUGUAUUUCUCAGAAAGUUUUCAUUGGAAACUAUGCUAAAGCCAGUGUGUAUUUAUGGAGGGGUCAGUGUAUCACAUCAUUUGUGACAGGUUCAAUGUGGUUGUAACUUUCUUGUUGCUACACCCAGGCGGCUCAAGU
Molecule: messenger RNA, 563 nt
Organism: Pocillopora damicornis (cauliflower coral)
Lineage: Eukaryota; Metazoa; Cnidaria; Anthozoa; Scleractinia; Pocilloporidae
Product: putative ATP-dependent RNA helicase DDX4
Source: RefSeq, a predicted model, not a curated record